Messenger RNA from Epinephelus fuscoguttatus (brown-marbled grouper), 990 nucleotides. Its product is annotated as peroxisomal succinyl-coenzyme A thioesterase-like. The record is from RefSeq and is a predicted model, not a curated record. Lineage: Eukaryota; Metazoa; Chordata; Actinopteri; Perciformes; Serranidae. Bases 1 to 990 code for a protein of 329 amino acids. Gene Ontology annotation, biological process: fatty acid metabolic process; acyl-CoA metabolic process. The transcript is spliced from 9 exons. Gene Ontology annotation, molecular function: fatty acyl-CoA hydrolase activity.
AUGGUAGUCAGGCUGAGAAAGAAAAAUGUAGAGACUCUGUACGUAGUGCUCAUGUCCUUACUGGAGGGCCACGUUUCACCCAGUGAGAGACAGAGCACCGAGCUGGCUGCUGUAACUACUGAGCGCUGGUACAUGGCACCUGGUGUACAGAGAAAAGAGAUUCGCCAGGAUGUUGUCGCGACGUUGUUUUUACCUCCCGGCCCUGGCCCAUUUCCAGCUGUACUGGACUUGUGGGGAAGGGGAGGAAGACUGGUGGAGUACCGCUCCGCACUUUUUGCAUCCAGGGGCUAUGCUAGCUUGUCCCUUACCUACUUCAAUCACAAAGAUUUGCCUGGCCCACAAAGCAGAAUCAAUGUUGGUGAAUCAUAUUUCAAAUCAGCAUUCCACCUCCUUCAAGAUUAUCGUCAGGUCUGUGCCGACAGAAUUGGGAUUAUCGGUCUCUCCUAUGGAGUCUACUUGACUCUUCGAUUGGCCACUCAGACUGGUGUCAAACCAUCCUGUUUGAUUUGUAUCAACGGCCCAGUAGGAAGCACCAUUAAGCUCUCAGAUCCAGAUGGCAGGACUGUAGACGUUGAUAGAGACCCGAAAUAUUGGACGUAUGAUGAUCGAGGCUAUGUGAGUUUCAGAGACACCUCCUUGCCUGCAAACCUUAACCCUGAAAGCAAAGUGAAGUUAGAGCACCUCUCCUGUCCAUUAUUGUGCAUAGUGGGUGAAGAUGACCUGUGCACUGCAAGCAUGGAGAACGCAGACAUGAUCGAGGAGACCCUGAAGGCUGCAGGAAAAUCCCAACUGUUCACCCGUUUGUCGUACCCCGGUGCUGGUCACCUGAUUGAACCACCUUACACACCACACUCACAAGCGUCGCUUUGGAGUGUCAAACCAAUUAAAAUGUUCACUCUGUGGGGAGGUCACCCUGCACCCCACGCUGCUGCCCAGGAAGAUGCCUGGAAAAAGGUUCUGGAUUUUAUGGAAACUAAUCUGAGAGGAUGA